AUGGCUCGUACACCUGAACCAUUCACUGCCACCAAGUGUGAUGCUUCCGAGUCCCCUCCUGGACAGCAUGAUCCUAAGCGUAGCCGGCCAACCUUGGAUGACUCUGACCAGGAGAUGGAACAGUUGAUGGACAACGUUGAGCUUGAUGAGGAGGAGGAUGACUACUAUGAUGAAGAAGAGACCCCAGCUAAGAAGAAGAAGGUGAUGGUCAUCUAUGAGGAUGAUGAUGAGGAGGACAAUGAGAAUGACCUUGGAGGAUAUCAGGAGCCAAGUUCCCAGAAGAUCAAGCCCAAGACUGCUGCCACCUCUGCUGGUCUGAGGUCCAAAGUCUCUGCUAAACCUGUCUCCAAAGCUCCAAACCCUGAGUCUUAUGGUCAGGUCUUGAAAGCAUCUAGACGUACCUCUGAAGACAAGAACAUUGAGGUCGAAGCUGCUGAGGAUCCAGCUAAGCUCCCACCGUAA
This is a messenger RNA of Cyclocybe aegerita, 462 nucleotides long. NCBI's taxonomy places the organism in Eukaryota, Fungi, Basidiomycota, Agaricomycetes, Agaricales, Hemipholiotaceae. The record is from the annotation of a GenBank genome assembly.